Molecule: messenger RNA, 438 nt
Organism: Oppiella nova
Lineage: Eukaryota; Metazoa; Arthropoda; Arachnida; Sarcoptiformes; Oppiidae
Source: the annotation of a GenBank genome assembly
UUUAUUGAACCGUCGAUGAGAUAAACAAAAACUUACAGUUAAUCCGUUGACCACAAGAUGUGCUUAAGACAUGAAUCAAUGAUUGCAUGAAUUUUGCGUUCAUUUGAACCAUAAUUACUAUUAUCUAUAAACGGGACUAAAGUGUGAAUCAAAGAAAUCACUCAACAUUACCACAAAAUGACGGCAAAAGUGUUUAACGUUUUCGCGAAUCUCGAGACAGAGUUCUUGGAGGCGAAGAAGAGUCUGAAAGAUGUCGACGAAUCCAUCAAAAAGAUCACUGGAAGGGAACCCAAUUUGGCGGCGAAGGGAGUGAAGGGUCAGACCAAUGGCCGCAAUCGAGUGGCCCUUCCGUUCGGGAACUCCUUCUCGACGGCGAUCUCACAAAUUGAAGACCAAUCGGACGAACCGCUGAGGAAACGACGCUUCUUUGGCGGCAGC